CUGUGUAGAAUCACCAGUCUCUCUCUCUCUCUCUCUCUCUCUCUCUUCGAUCGCUCUGUUUGAUGGAAGAUGGGGAGAGUGAGACUUCGGGUCGAGUUCUUAGAUCGCCACAUUCUGAGCAAAUCGCAGAGAUCGGAAGGACUAAAGCGAAGCUGGAUUCUCCUUCAGCCUCUGCUCGAAACCGUCUCCGAUCUAUCCUCCCAUCUCCUCCACGCUUUCGACCUCCAUCACUCUUGCCCUAAUGGCGUUAUCCUCUCUAUGGAUGGCUUUGUGUUGCCGCCAUUUGAGUCAACAAGUAUUCUAAAGGAUAAAGAUGAAAUUAAAGUCGAAAGGAAGGGGAAAACGCUAUCUAGGAUUGUCCAGGAAGAUGGUGGAGCAAAUUUAGUUGUGGAAGAUGAAAUUGUAGAGAAGCAGCCUGUGCUCACUGGUAUGCCUCUUUUAGCAAGUGAGGAGUUUGAAAAGGAGGCUGGUGGUUACCAAAGUGAACCUGAACAAGAGGAAGACAGACAGUCACAGGAUGCAUUACAUGUGGAGAGUUCACAUGGCGGAAACGUGGUUUCGAAGAAAAGAAAAGCAGCAGAGAAACGCCAGAGCUCUAAGAAGAAGAAAAAACUUCACGUGGAUCCUCAAGAUAAUAAUAAUGAGUUUCACAUAGAGCAGGCUGGCUGUGAACUGCACCGUGCAAAGAGGAUUGACAAGAAGAAGAAAAUAUCUGAUGUAAAGAGCAGACCAAAGACAGAGAUUACUCCUACAAGAGCCAAGAUUAAUAAUGACAUCUGUGAAUCUUUGCCUAGUCCAAAGGAGUCUGUUGAGCUUGAAGAGAACAAUGCUGGAUGUGCUGAUGUACCUGGGACAUCCCAUGUAGAUAGGAAGGGUUCUAGAAGUUCCCGGAGGAAAAGGGCCUCAAGGAUAUGGCUGCGGGAAAUAAAAGCAGCUGAGAAAGAGCUUGCAGCGUCUAAAAUGCAGCAAAAUCAAAUGCAAUCUCCUGAAAAGGGUAUUCUUAAGAAGUCCGUUGAACAUCAUCAUCAAAACCAAAAUAGUGAAGCAGAUGACAAGAUUGUUUCAGAUGAUGAGAUUGUUCCCAUUGUGAUUAGGCCAGGACAUAUUCGCUUUGAACCUCUGCAGGAGGACCAGACUGUCCAGCGAAACCAACCUUCAGUGGAAGCAUUUCAAUGGAGUGGAAUUGCCAGCAAGAAAAAGGGAAUCAAGCUUCAGGAUCCAUUUCAGUGGAAUGGAAUUACCAGCAAGAAAAAGGGUCAACAAUGGGGUAAAGAAAAAGUUUCAUUCUGGAGGAAUGACGAUAAAGUUUCCAACAAUGAACAUUAUACGAAAACAACUACCAAAAAAAUGAAGCCUAUAAAUGAUCCCAUUGAAUUUGAUAAGCUUGCAUCAUUUACUGGUUUGCCUAAGGAAGGUGAUGUGAUUGCAUAUCGUCUAAUUGAGUUAUCGUCAACCUGGACACCCGAGCUUUCCUCUUACCGAGUUGGGAAAACAUCAUGGUAUGAUGCUAAAUCCAAUAGAGUCCUGCUCACACCAGUUCCAGAAUAUCCAAUACAUUUACAGAAACCAGAUGAAGAUGCAAGCGAACCACCAUCAGAAAACUCUCUCUAUGGGGAAGAUGGAUCUUUAGAGGUAGAUUUUUCAUUACUCAUUGAUGCACGGAUUGUCAAGCAUGGCCAGUCAGAUCUUUCGAAAGUAGUAACUGGCUGGGUUAAUGACGGUCCAGUUGGCAAUGAUAUUGCCUCAUCAAGUGAUGCGCCUGGGAAUAAUGACAAACACACGCUUACUUCUACACCAGAAGAAGGAGAAAUAAAUGUGUGGGAUGAACUCAGCCAGGCUCUAAGUGCCAAGAAAACAGAGUUGGUUAAGGAAAAUGGUUGGGGUAAAGAGAGUUCUAGCAGUGGUAGGAAAUCAUGGUCAUACAGAGCCAUGAGAGGCAGUGCACUUGGCCCAACAAUGGCUAUUCUAAGAGCAAGGAAGGAUAUAUAACAAUGGCAACCCCAUGUCUAGGUUUAUGAAUAUGUAAGUUGGGACCCUUAAACUAGAAAAUUGCCCCCAUCUACCUCCAUGGAAUGUAUUUAGUAUUUUCAGCUGAAAAUUUUGUGGGUUUGUGGGCUGGAACCCAUGUUUGUCUUAUCAGUCUCCUCAAUUCAGUGCGGUUGAAAAAUUUUCUGGGCUGGAAUGUAUCUAAUGGGCAAAUGGAACUUGCUUCUGCGUUA
Messenger RNA from Diospyros lotus (date-plum), 2219 nucleotides. Its product is annotated as coilin. Gene Ontology annotation, cellular component: Cajal body. The transcript is spliced from 13 exons. Lineage: Eukaryota; Viridiplantae; Streptophyta; Magnoliopsida; Ericales; Ebenaceae. The record is from RefSeq and is a predicted model, not a curated record. Gene Ontology annotation, biological process: spliceosomal snRNP assembly. The coding region runs from base 70 to 1989 and encodes 639 amino acids. Gene Ontology annotation, molecular function: U1 snRNA binding; U2 snRNA binding.